This is a messenger RNA of Xyrichtys novacula (pearly razorfish), 10863 nucleotides long. The record is from the annotation of a GenBank genome assembly. NCBI's taxonomy places the organism in Eukaryota, Metazoa, Chordata, Actinopteri, Labriformes, Labridae.
AGCGCUUUUAGGAAUGGGUCCCAAACCUAUUUAGUUAGACAGCAGAGUUCCCCAAGAAGAGCUGGAAACACCUGAUGGUCUCUGUGGGACAAUCCGCUCCAUAUCACUCACCUCUUUACUGUCGGAAGAUCAAUCUACCUCCAGGCUUCAUUUUUGUCGACUUUUUGUUUUGUUUCUUCUUCUGAAUAGUAACAGAGCCAGCUGAUCACUCUUUUCUCUCCCUUCAGCCAAAGAAAUAUCGAUAAGGAGACAUUGCACUAUUCUUCUUUUAGUUGUUAAUAUUUAUUGUAUUUUGCACUAACGAUGCACACCACGCAAAAGGACACGACCUACACGAAGAUUUUUGUAGGGGGGCUUCCCUACCACACCACGGAUUCAAGUCUCAGGAAAUAUUUUGAGGUUUUUGGAGAGAUUGAAGAAGCGGUUGUCAUUACCGACAGGCAGACCGGAAAGUCCAGGGGUUAUGGAUUUGUAAGUAGCGCUUGGUUACACAUCUGUCACUUUUACGCAGAUUGCAGCACAAACUUUUUACGCAUGAGGAUAAAGUGUCCUUCACGAUGCUUUCUACCACAGCAUCAUGAAAAAACAUGAAUACAUCACUUUUCAUCAGGUGUUUGAGAGUUGAUAUGUCAGUCCUGCCUAAAUUUGUCGCCGGUCUAUGUUGCAAACUCGCACUCGGGGACUUGUUGCGCUCCGGUAUGCGCCCUGACACGUUCAGAAAGUUGGCUGACAGCUGCGGUGGGUUUGGGAAAAAGCGCACGAUGAUGUCUCGAUAUUACAGGACAGCUUUCUCGAGCGGUUUCAUCAUCUCUUAGAGAUGUUUACAACUACUGUCGUGUCAGUUAGGGAAACAUUUCACCCCCACUUGUCAUAAACCUUCGUACGCAGAUGUGAAUUGAUACACUCCGUCACCUUCGUAGAAAACUGACGAACAACAGAUCGACAUUUACACGAGCAAGACUGCUUUACGACGAUUUAACAUCAACCUGCAGAUCUAAAGAAAUGCAGGCCUUGGAUAUGUAGACCUCCUUAAUACCUAAAUAAGGCCAUGAGGGUGUUUUACUGUCAGAUGCUGUCAGUUUCUCCAGAUUGUUCACCAAACACCUCUAACCUACAGAUCUGGAUUUUUUUGUCAGUUUUAACACUUUUAAUCUUUUCUGUAACUACUUCUCCUGUAACCCUGGUCAGGUUUUGGGUCGCCUGUUGCCUCCCAAUGUUACCCAAUAUGACAAUUAAGAUUUAGUAUAAUUUAAGUUGUGAUAAAUCUAAUGUCUUGCAUACCACGUUUGUCCACUUAGGCGCAAAUAUCCAAGAAGUACUUAGUUACCCCUAGUUUUCCUUGGACAAGUCAAACUUGGGUAAGGUUUGGGUCAAGUGGUACAGCAACAACAGAUUCAUUUUUUGAACCCUGAGUGUUGAAAGUUUGGUUGUCCCAGAGUGAGUGACUGAAGAGUCCUGUUCUGCCAGUCAUCCCAGGCUGGCUCCAGUUUAAUGCAGAUAGUUUCGUCACUGCAUCAUGAGGAUGAUGGAUCUAUGUGUGCUGCCAAAUACUUGUCACACACACAGAUCUGACAUACAUACACAGGUCUGUGCAGGGAAACUUGCUUCUUGUUCUUUCUCAUCUCUUUACAGUGUUAUGUUGUUCUCUACAUUUGUUGUCGAAUGUAUAAAAACGACAAUCUGGGACAGGUGGGAAUGAGAGCUUAUAACCUUUUGGCAGCAGUUGGCAGCUAUCCAUUAAAGAGACUAAAAUUCCCAGUGAUGCCUCUUUAUUGCGUAUAAAAGCAAACUAGAUUAUUAGCUGAAAGUCUGACCACAUCUGUGUUAAUUUUAAAGAAUGUAGAUGUCAGAUGAGGCAUUUCAUGGUACAGUAAAAAAACAACAUUUCCUCAUCCAUUGCAAAUAUUCUUGUUGAGUCAAUGAGGAACAAAAGCAGGGUAUUUUGCCAGAAAACCCAUUCGACACAUGUUCAGGAUAAUAUUUGCAAGCAUAUAACAGGUGUCACUUUGUCCACAGGGGGCGUCAAAGUCAACACAAACAAAAAGUUCCUCACAGGAGCUUGAAACAGAUCUUUCUCACGUUGAGUUUCUUCUUCCUCAUCGUGUCAGGUGACGAUGGCUGACCGCUCAGCCGCCGACCGGGCCUGCAAGGACCCAAACCCAAUCAUCGACGGCAGGAAGGCAAAUGUCAACCUAGCCUACCUUGGGGCGAAGCCUCGGGUGAUGCAGCCAGGUAAGGAGAUGAUCAAUACAAAGAAAAAAAUAUGUGUUUUUAUCUUCUCAGCUUCUUAUCAAAUAAGCUUCUUGAUAAUAUUCAAAGUUACACUGGGAGCAAGAGUCCUUGUUCCCAGGGUAACUUUGGGAGUGUGAGCCAGUUUGAUCAACACAGCAGCAAACAAGAAAAUCAAGUCAGUCCUUACUUAUUUUCACCUCAGGGUCUUUGUGGUUUUUCAAUAGUUGGAACAGUGUAAGAACACGUUUUUGGGAUAAUGCAAAUGCUCAGCUCAGAGAUGUAUUAUAAAAAUUAUAUACUUUCAUAUGGUCUGAAUUUACAUGUUUUCCCUUGCCCUUUAAUUGUUCUGCAGGUUUUACUUUCGGCGUUCCUCAAAUCCACCCUGCGUUCAUCCAAAGGCCUUAUGGGUAAGUACAAAUGAAUCUCAGACAAAAUGUGUUUGUAGACAAAUGUUGGGAUGUAACUCUCGUUUAUGUAAGUUUUGAUUGUAUUUUUUUACACUCUAAAUGGGUGUUAAGUAACACUUUAAUUCUUUUACCCCUUUUUUCUCCCAAAUUAAUGAUGGAUGGUUCAUAAUUAGAGCUGGACACUGAGUUGUAUGUAGCUUUGUCAUCACUGUUCACCAAACAGCCAGGCAAACUGCCUUUACAAGGUUUGCCUGUUUGUAAAAAUGUGUGUGAGUGUGUGUACAUACGUUGUGUGUGUGUGUGUGUGUGUGUGUGUGUGUGUGUGUGUGUGUGUGUGUGUGUGUGUGUGUGUGUGUGUGUGCUGAGUGGACAAUAAUGGAAACUUCCAGCCUGACUGAAUGUUAUCUAUCUUUCUCUGGUCCGACAGGCUCACUCUCGGUUAAGCUAAAUCUGCUGGUUUGUGGAAUAGUUCUGCGAGCGUAAUCACAGAUCAGAAAAAGGAAUAACCUGUAGAGUCAAACACACACAAACAAGCUCUGAAAAUGGUGAUUAUAGAUGCAUGUACGUGGGUUUUGUCCUUCUUUUUACUAUAUUUGAAUAGAACUUAGAGCUUUGUGUGCAGUUAUGAAGUGGUGUUGUUAGCUAAACCGUGUGCUUUCUCACUUUAAUGAUAAAAAAAAAAAGCUGGAUUGAUUGAAUUUUUGGGGUGUACUUUUUUCUUUUUUUGUGGAGGUGUGUUAACUUUGCCAUGGAUGAGCAAAGUUUUUUCUUUUUUUUGGCUUUUAGCUUGUGUUUUUUUUUCCUUGUUAAUCAGGAUGUAGUGUGUCAUGUGUCUUGGAGUGAGUGGUGAAUUUUCUGUGUGAUUUUUUUUUUUCUGAAAUCACCUCAGUAAUCUCAUUCCUCACAUUAUUCUCUCUAAAUAACAAAUCCAAACACUGCUUUUGUGUGCUGAGAGCAUAUUCCUAGUGUUACUUGCAUUUUUUCUUUACAUUAACACAACCUAGGAUCGGCAAAUUCAAGUGUGUCUUCUUCCAAAUGACCUCUGGCUCUCUUUGUCACUAAAUCAUGACUAUCCUGUCUCUCCUCGCUCCUCUCUUCUACAGAUGUGAAUGUGGGAGUCUCAUGAAUGAAUGACAUGCUUAUUAGUUAUUAUGCAAGCUCUAGCAACAAGAAUAUGUGUAUAUAAGUGUGUUGCAUUGUUACAUGCAAAUCUGUGCUCUAACUGUGUGUGUGUAUGUGUGUGUGUGUCUUUGUCUGCAGUGUGAUACAAACAAAUGUCUGGAUGUCUCUCCCUCACUCUUUCUCAUUCUCUUGGAGCGAGCUUUCGUCACAUGGGCCUGUGGUGUUAAGGAAAACAAGCGCACCCAUUGUGCCACACAAAGCCCCGAAUGCUGACACUGCAGUCGCAUGAAGCUCUGUGUUGUGUGUGUGUGUGUGGUGGUGUGUGGUUUGUGUGUGUGUGUGUUGGAGGGGGGGUCUGGUGACAGCAUGGUAGUGUCUCUAUCUGUCAUGUAAGCAGAGCAAGGGCCAUUUAAACAGGGUCAGACUGGCUGUUUUAGAGGCCUCGUAAGCACAAAUUGUUUCCAUGGUCUAUGGGUUGAUUUCUAGUGAAGUGCUAUAUGUAGAACAAUAUCAUAAUUGGAUGGCACCGGCUGCCCGCCCACAAUAGGUUUAUUUAUACUCAUGAAAACUCAGUUUGAAUCUCUAAACAUUUUUAACUGAGAAAAACUUUUCUAUGAGUAAGAACAGUAAGGGCCUGUGUCCACAAGAGGCAUUUUUUACGCUGGUAGCACCUAUUUUUAUCCUGAGAGCAAAAUCAGAAUUGGUUAAACUUGUUUUUAUUGCUAAGUUAUCAGCAUUCUCAUUUAAAAAAUAGUUGAAAUUUCAACAGUGUAACUUCUCCCUUCCCAACCAAUCAAAACCAAGAUCAUAAAGGGGCGGGACUUCUGAUAUAAACUUUGUCUGUGUCCGAAAUGGAUCUCUAAUGCCUAUAUAAGCGACUACAUGGGGGUUAGCGCCAUUUUGAGGGUUGUCCAAAACCUCAGUGAUUAAUUCCAAUUCCGAUGGUCACUUACCGGUAUUGGGCAUCCCGUCAUGCAUUGCGUCUUGCCAUGUAGUGUCCAAAACCUCCGGUAAUUGAGCUCACUACAUAGUCAGCUAUAUAGUAAAACCCCAUAUGGGGGUUAGGGGUUAGGGAUUGAGUGAUUCAUUUCGGACACAGCCAAAGUCAACAGAGUUGUCAGAGGAGGAGUGACAAACCUGACUUAUUUCGUCGAUGGUACAGCUUCCAGAUGUCGAGUUGCUGGCAAAUGUUAGCAUGGGACUCUGUUCUGUUGUUUUAAAACUUUCUUUGUAAGUAAAUACAAUUAAUAGAAACAAAUGUUAGGCAUACAGUAUAUUUUAUUUCAGACAUUAUGGUCACUACUGAUUUAAGAGGCAAUGAAGUGGGACAACUAUUGCACCCAAGUUGGCCUAACAAUAAAUACUCUUAAAGAGAGGUUGUGGGCAGUACCUGCACAAAAACUGCUGUUAGUGGGAACAGGCCCUAAGAUAUUGUUUCAUUUAAUUUGAUAGAAGACAAUUGUUGGGCACCCGUGCUCUUCUCGUACACUUAAUACACUUAGAGGCACCUUAAAGUCCUCACAGUGCUCAGAAACUCAAACAACCAUGAAAAGAUCAUCAGAAAAAGUUUUUGUCCCAAGAUAAAUUCCAAUUUGUUCUGCACCUACAAUAAUCCUUAAACUCUGAAGUCUGUUGACUGCAGAGUUGUUCACAACUAAGACAGUCACUCACUUAAAGGCACAUAGGACUAGUUGUCACUGCACUGGACUGUAGUGUGGAUAAUACCAGCAUAGAUCAUAAAACAGCCUCAUCGCUACAGUGAUAUUUUUAAUCCUCCCUUUUUAUGAGUUCCUCGAGGAAAACAAGAGUAACUUUACAGAAAAAGACUCAGACAGACUUUAGCUUCCCAUAACCAGAACCUCUGCUCGAGAUGUUUGUAAGGGUACGUUGGUAUGUGAUUGCAUAUGUGCUGCAGUCAACCCAAACUGUGAAAAAGAGAUUACUCUUUAAAAGCAGUAAAGAAGUUAGGUGCACGGUAAAUCCGAGAUAGCAUCUAGAGGAACCCAAACACUGAACUGUUUUUAGUGAUUUUUUAAUUGUAAGUUUUGAAAAAAAUAAAAAUAAACAAGCUAAAUUUUUUUUUUUUUUUUUUUACUGCGGAGAGACUUCCCUUAUUUUCACACUUUUGUGAAAAUUGUGCACCAGACAGUUGUCCAGUAAAAGAAGUUGCACAGCUCUUCAAUCAAUAAACCAAUGAAUACUAUCAGGUUACAGGUAUUACAUACAAUACAAAUAUUUCCUGUAACUGUUUUACAAUAUCUCUCUAAACAAACAAACAAACAAAAAUCAUUUCCUGAUAUGAAUAAAAACAUUCAUGAUACUGAGACAUAAUUCUUUGAGGUAUGUCAUUUUACUGAUCAAAUGGCAGAGAGAUAUGAUCCAAUACCUGCACUGUUUCUAGCAUUUCCCUUUAGGGUCAGAUAAGUACUUGUGGUACCCCUAUAGGAGGGUGCAAGAAAAGUAGGUCUGCAUAGAUCCAUUAUUUGGGUGCCUUUCAAAAUAAUUGUGAAACAUGCUGUACCAUACUGUAUCAGACCACUUAUCAGAGGAAAGGCAGCUUAAGACUGAAGUCUCUGCACAUGGGGGCACAUUUCUAUCACAUGAGCUAAACUGGCGCCUUGUUCAUUAUUGAACUAUUUGACUUUUCAAAUGUUCUUUAACAGCUGCUGAUACAUAAAGAAAAUAAGAGUACCUAAGGCUUAGCAUGUUAGAAUUGAGUCUAGCCCAAUCGACAAUGUGCUAAUGGGUCAGAUAGUUGCUGAUCAGUUCGUCAGAGAGAGAAAGUAAUGCAGCAGAUUACUUAUAGAUGUGUGAACUGCAAACCUUAAACACAGGAAGACGACAUGAUCACAAAUAAAUAUUUCGAUUCAUUUUACUGGCCUUCUAUCUAACCUGUGUGCGUGUUUGUGCGUGUUUGUGUAUGUGUGUGUAUAAUGUACAUAUGAAGACUGCCUUUGCACCCCCCAAGAAAUCUUCAUCUCCACACAGUAACACAGUUAAUACCUUGCAGUUUCCUUUUUUCUUUUACUUCCUCUCGGUUGAGUGAAUGUGCUGUGGCCUUGUUGUUGUUUCUGUAGUCAGUCUGGUCAAGGUGGACUACUCUUCACAUAUUUCUUCCUCACUGACGCCUUGCUGUUGUUUUGUUUUUUUCCUGUUUUUCUCCUAGUGCACUGUUUUUGGGUUGAUAUGUGGGUUGGAUUGGAUAAUUGAGUGCCGAUAAUAGGGUUGCCACGAUAGAUCCCGCCUCACAUCUUUUACAACUACAGCACCCAGUCUCUUUUCUCCCAAUCAAGACGCAAAAAAGCGACCACCUGAUGUCCAUUGAAGCAGACUCAACUGAUUAUAUUCGGCUUCUCUUGAUGUUUCUUUCAAGAGAUCAAGGAGCAAACUUUGUUCAAACUCACCCGCAGUCACAUAGUUGUUGCCACUACAAAGAAUCUACGACAUAUAUCAAGUUAUUUCUCGCCUGAUGCUUCUUAUUUGAGUUUAAUUAAACUGAGAUUCAAUUUGACUAAUCUUUCAUCUCUUAAGUGAGGAGAUAGCUGUUUUCCAGGAAAUCAAACACCCAGAUUAACACAGAUAUUUCAGUUUUUUUCUUGUUACUCCCACCUACAUCCAACAGUUCCCCUCAUGCCAGUUGUUUCCUGUUGAGUUUCCAAGCUUUAUUAAGUCUGAGGGCCGGGAUAAAGCUAUGUCAUCGAGUGCAAAAUGUGCUCAUUGUUCAUAACUGUUUAUUUAAUCAAAAUAUCCCUCUGGGUGCUAACCUAGUCCCUACCCCCCUCCCGCCGCUGCCUCCCCAGCUCUUUGUCCCAACAGAGAGGGGGAAAUGGCCAGCAGCGUCCCUUUUUGAAAACUGUCCAGCUGUCAAAGUGGCAGUGACAUUUUCACAAUGCUUCUCUUGGCUCAUCCCCUCUGUCCAUAGCCCUGACCCCCCCACACACUGUAAUCCCCCACCCCCACCCCACCUCUCACUCCCUACCCUGCUGCAGCACCAAAGCCAAAUCCCAAUGUGAUGGACGACGAGUUAAAUACCCGAAACUUUUUCUGCCAUCUCGCUCCCUUUGGGUCAAAAAAAGUUAAACUUCACUUCUCAAUAAAAAACUUGAAAAUGUGUCCCCCCUGUUGUUUCCCAUAGAGUUCCUGACACCACCCCCUCCUCCGUUUGUUAUCGUACUGAUGUGAUUUCUCAGAAGAUUUGAGUUUACUUCUGGGUGUUCAAAGUUUACAACAACUUCAUGUCUUCUUUUCACAGAGAGAUUUCUAUUUUGGCAACCCUAUAUUUUUCUAAUCCCUACUAGCAGGCAUUUCCUGGGUGUUCUUGACUGAUGGAUUGGACUGGGGCUGAAUGGUGGGUGGUGGGCGGGUGCUUAGCCGCAGUGUGAUGGAGUUGGGUUUGGUUUUAUGGUUGGCCCUUUUACUAUCAUCAAACUCAGUUGUCAUAUGUGUUUGUUUCACAGCAUCCCAGCACACUAUGUGUACCCUCAGGCCUUUGUUCAGCCAAGUGUGGUCAUCCCACAUGUGCAACCUGCAGCUGCUGCACCUGCCACUGCCUCCUCUCCUUACAUCGACUACACUGGAGCUGCCUACGCACAAUAUUCUGCCGCAGCCAGCGCUGCAGCCGCUGCAGCUUACGAGCAGUACCCUUAUGCCGCAUCCCCUGCUGCCGCAGGUUACGUGGCUACUGCCGGCUACGGCUAUGCAGUUCAGCAGCCCUUAGCCACCGCAGCCCCAGGCUCAGCUGCUGCUGCAGCCGCAGCAUUUGGUCAGUACCAGCCUCAGCAGCUGCAAGCUGACCGUAUGCAAUAGCAGCGACUGCAACCGUGGACAUACUAAGCGAGGAGGCCCACCCCUGGCCACAGCUGAUUUGUCUCAAGAUGGAGCAACAAACGAAAAGGAAGAAGGAGUGGCCUCGAGGGUGGGCUUGUCAGCGACUCAGAGGCAGAGUUGCUUUGAUGAUGAUGAUGCUGGUGAUGAUGAUGGUGGUGGUAGUGAUAAUGAUGGUGAGAUGGGAACUUUUACAGUAACUUUCCAACUUGCUGUGCUUCAACCAAAAAAAUUAGAAAAUGAAAAAAAGUUGCAGAACAAAUAAUGGAAAGAGAUUUACUAUUAUUACUGUUGUUACUAUAAUUAUAAUUAUUAUCAUUACUAUUAUCAUUGUAGUAGAGUACUUAUUUCUAGAGAAAAUGCAGGAACUAAUCCCUGUGGUUGGUAUAGGUGUUGAACUAAGCCUUUAAGUCCUAUUGCUGUCUUAAUGUUAGUUAAGGAAACUGUUCUCUAUUUUUCAUUUGUGGUUUUCCACAUGUUUAUUUUUUUUCCAGUUAUUAGACACCCUCAAACAUUUAUAUUUAUUAUCACUAUUGUUACAUUGGGGGCUUUUCUUGUCUUUUUUCGUCUUUUCAUAUUUUGGACUUAAUAUUUUCUGAUAAUCAGGGAAAUGGAACCGUUUCCAAAGUGUUAGCUAUUAUAAUGUGACCUCUGUCAGGAAGUCAAGGAGUCGUAACAUGUUGUGUCACACAUAUUCGAAGAACUACCUUUUAUCUUCCUGAUGCUGAAUGUCCCUUUUUUUACUCUGUCGCUCGACCUCUUGACCUAUGCGAAGCAAACAAAUCACCAGGAGACAAAACAACAAAGAAAAAUACAAAAAGACUGAAAAUGUCAUCAACUCUGACUCUAUUCUUGGACUAAAGGGGGACUUUGCAAACACAACAAACGCACUGACAAAAGGGGAGAGGUUGGAAAUGGCUUCAGACAAUGAGAAACACUAAAUCAGUUGCUUUUCCACACGUUUCACUCGCUCACACGUACAGCAACACAUGCAUCCAGAGUUGCACACAUGGCAGUCAAAGACAAAGGCAGUACAGUUGUGUUUCUCUGUGGCUCUCGGAUAGAUAGAAAGAAAACGAGAAAGAAAGACAGAAAGAAAGAGGGAGAGAGAGAGCAGCUGCUGGUGGGGGUGGACAGAGCCGCUCCAGUGCCACACAGACAGAUCACUCUGGAAAGAACGCAUCACUUGUGCUCGUUUGUUGAGCUGUCACAUUUUAAUCCCUGGCCGGGCCCAUUUGGGAACCAACUUCACAGCCCUCCACCCAGCACAGAGCCCCAAAGCAGAGCCCCCACCCUACCGGUCAUUCAGCCCUGCAGCUGUCAGCACUUCCACCUCUGUGCUGCUGUAGUCUGGUGUCAGGUAUACACUCACAAACACACACACAAGCUUUUUUACCAAAGCCACCCCAACAACUGGCCUGCCUCAUGUCUGUCAAGAACACCAGGUGGGGUGGAGAGGACGAGGUUUUGACUCUGUGACGUUUUGUUGGUCUGUGUGCCUUACAUUUUUACUGCUAUUUAAGAAAGAUAACAAAAAAAACAGAAAAAAAGAAAGAAAUAUACUAUUUAAGAUAUUUAUUUUUGAGGGUUGACUAUGUUGACGCUCCAAGAGUAGAGACUUAGUGGCGGUACUGUAUUGAUAAUAUUAUUAUGUACUCAUCUCAAGGCAUAUAUAAGUUAUUGAUUAGUUUUAGUAAUAAUAUUAUUAUGAUUAUUAUUAUUAACAUACUCAACCAAAAUGUUGAUGUAGAACUUAUUUAAGAUACUGUUACGUGCACUGUACUUUAAUUUUUUUUAUCUUCAUGAUUCUUGAGAACAUGACAUUUAAUAUUAGCUCAAUGCCGUUAUACCUUUUUUAGGAAGGAAACUUUAUUUAAAUGCAGGCCUGUUUGCAUGCAGAUUGUACUCUGCCUCCUCUGUGUUUAGAUGAGAGCGAAAAAAAAAUUAUUUUCAAAAACAAGCAAAAAUGCUGCUUUCUCCACUAGAAUGUAUAGUUGUUGUCGAGGUUUCAGUAGCUGUGCUCCUUUUGCUUAAUAUUCAUCAGAUGGGCUAUUUUACACUGUAGGGAAUUUUUAUACUUGAACCAUUUCUUACAAGGGAAAUAUGAAAAAUAAAUGAGAAACAACUUUCUAAGGAAGCUUUUCAUUAUCACUGGAUGAAGGCAUGUAAAGUGUUACCAUUUAAAAUGCAAAGGUUCUGUUGAUAUUGAAACCUUUACUUCAGAAUUUGAACACCAUCUACUCAAAAUUGGAAUAAAAUGUUCAAUAUUUAAAAACAA